GUCAAAAUAUAAAAGAAUUAAACAAAAAUGGUUAUUGUGUUAGAUUUCAUUGCAUAUUAUAGCACAAUCCAUCUGUAAUCUCUUAGUUAUGAGUAAACCCAAGGAACAGUUGGAGGGACCAAAGAACUAUUAAUCUGGGUGUAUUGCAAUAAAGAACAUCCUGAACCUUGACCUUAAAAAAUUACUGCUGUUAAAACCUAUAAAAACACAACCUGAGUUAAUCAUAUGUGUAUAUGCAACAGACUUAGAGAGAGAGGAAACCCAGAUGUGCAUAUUGACAUUUUGCAGCAUGGACAAGCCUGCGGGUUCUGCCCAUUGCUAGACCUGGUCUUCCUAAAACUGCGAUUAGCCACAGAUGGUGUCACUACACUACCAGGAAGACAUACCAGUCCAUUGACUCGGAGACCUAUUGUAGGAGCAGGGAAAUGUGCCAUCAACCAUAGGAGUUUUAUAAUAUACUCCUAUUUCAUUAUUCUUGUUUUCAAAUUAGAGUAUGAACUUUUUAAUUCUGACUCAAUGUAUACUGCUGUAUGGGACAUUCUCUACCUUGGGCAAAACUGUCGGUAAAAAGGGUAGGAAAAUUGUGAUAUAUUUAUUAUAGAUUUUUUUAAAUAAUUGAAAUAAUCUCAAUUUUCUAACUUUAAAAAAGUUGCUUUUUUGUUUAUUGUAAAGGCAUAUGUUUAAUGUAUGAAAAGGUUUGCAAGAAAGUAAUGUGCAGCAAACAUAUAAUAUCUGGACUCUGUUAUCCUUAGAAUUUAACAUGAGACACAACUUUACAUGUGUAUUGUUAUUACAAUAGAAAAGACUUGAAUUUACUGAUAAAUGACCAACUCUUUCAUCACCCUCAUUUCAGAUACAAAAUGGAUAAGUCAGUGUUUCAAUGUGAAGACAGGUCAGCCCCUGAUCACAAUGACAUGUGAGCAGCCUCCAGGGACAGCCAUGAUUCUAAUGAAGAAUGCUUUUCAUGGCAAGGCGACCAACAGGCACUGGGCGUCUUUUGACAGCUCCAAGUGUUACAAAGCCAAUGGGGUGGACAGUAAGUGCAUCUACUGCCCUGAGGACUGCAUUGAUGACUCCCUGACCAUGGCCUAUGACUGGACCAAAUGUACGGGGACGUCCAACUGCACACACUAUGUCAUGCAAACCAACAUGCCAAAAUGUCCCAAGCAAUACAGCGAUUAUCUCUACUUGGAGUAUGUGUGCAUUCCAAAGGUAGAUGUGUUUGAUGUGUGCUCCCAGCCAGAGAGAUGGGUCAGGGAUGGGUACAUCAGUUCUCCAAACUACCCCAACCACUACCAGGCAUCCCAGGCAUGCAAGUGCUCCCUGGAGGCUUCCUGGGGAGAGAGUGGAGUGGAGUUCCAAAUAUAUGAACUUUUGCUGGAGGAGAACAAGGAUAAGGAAUUUUCAACACAACAAUGA
Lingula anatina is the source of this 1419-nucleotide messenger RNA. RefSeq lists its product as uncharacterized. The record is from RefSeq and is a predicted model, not a curated record. NCBI's taxonomy places the organism in Eukaryota, Metazoa, Brachiopoda, Lingulata, Lingulida, Lingulidae.